Molecule: messenger RNA, 1006 nt
Organism: Acomys russatus (golden spiny mouse)
Lineage: Eukaryota; Metazoa; Chordata; Mammalia; Rodentia; Muridae
Gene: Utp23
Product: UTP23 small subunit processome component
Exons: 3
Coding region: 15-758 (247 amino acids)
Cellular component (GO): nucleolus; small-subunit processome
Molecular function (GO): small ribosomal subunit rRNA binding
Source: RefSeq, a predicted model, not a curated record
GGUUCGAUGCAGGCAUGAAGAUCACCAGGCAGAAGCACGCCAAGAAGCAUCUUGCCUUCUUCCGCAACAAUUUUGGAGUCCGGGAGCCCUACCAGAUCCUUCUGGAUGGCACUUUCUGCCAAGCGGCGCUGCGGGGUCGCAUCCAGCUGCGGGACCAGCUGCCCCGCUACCUUAUGGGGGAGACCCAGUUGUGCACCACGAGAUGUGUGUUAAAGGAGUUAGAAACGCUGGGAAAGGAAUUAUAUGGAGCAAAACUGAUUGCACAGAAAUGCCAGGUUCGGAACUGUCCUCAUUUCAAGAGUGCAGUGAGUGGAUCAGAAUGUCUUCUGUCCAUGGUGGAUGAAGGGAAUCCUCACCAUUAUUUUGUGGCAACACAGGAUCAGAAUUUAUCAGUGAAAGUCAAGAAGAAUCCUGGAAUUCCUCUCAUGUUCAUUAUUCAGAACACUAUAGUCUUGGACAAGCCUUCUCCCAGGACAGUGGCCUUCGUGAAGGCUGUGGAGUCAGGCCAGCUGGUCUCAGUGCACGAGAAACAAAGUAUCAAGCAACUCAAGGCGGAACAAGGCUUAGUGAGGACCCCUGAGCGGAGGAGGAGGAAGAAGAAAAAGGUGGGCGGCCCCAAUCCUCUCAGCUGCCUGAAGAAAAAGAAGAAAGCACAGGACACAAAGUCACCUGCUUCAGAAAAGAAAAGGAAAAGGAAAAGAGUUCGGAACAGAUCCACGCAGAAAGUACGUUCUGAGCAGCAGGGUGCGGAAGGGUGACAAGUGCGGUGACACUGGAAGAUGCUGUGAAAGUAUUUAUAGCAAAGGACUAAACUUAUUUUUAUAAAUCGAUGCUGGCACAUACACUUUUGCCUAAAAGAGUGGUUGGGUUUCUUUGUCAUGUCAGAGUCCAUCCUCUGUUGCUUACUUUGGGCAAUGCUUUUUUUAUUGUAAAAUUAUUGUAUCCGCUUUCUCCCCACUCUUACCUCCCAAGUGGUGUGUAUGUGGUGUGUGCAUUAGAGUAUGUG